AUGGUCCUGGAGCAUCAGGGAAUGCUGCAGAAUCUGCAAACGCUUGGCUCGCAGCCAGCCCUGCAACUGUAUGCGGCGGCCGCUGCCGCCCAGCUCGCCCCCCGCAACCGCACCAACGUUCCCCCGCAAUGGGCCCCCUUCCUGCAGUUCGGUGUGCCGAAUGUGUUCGGUGGACACUUCCUGACGCGGCCCCGGUUCGGGCCACCGGGCGCACCACCCAACCUUACCGGGCUGGGCGGUGGCGGUACAGGGACGGGCGUGGGCGUCGGGGUGGGUGCGGGCGGUGGAGCAGGCUUACCCGGGGGGCUUCUGAAUGGGGCCUCGCAUCCCAACAUAUCACCUCACCGCGCCAUGCAGGGACCACCGAGCGAGGAUUCCAACGAUGAUCGAGGAUCCGCGGCCGAUGGGGACGACGAAAGCAGCGCAUCGAAACGAAGACGCUCGCGAACGAACUUCAACUCGUGGCAGCUCGAAGAGCUGGAACGAGCCUUCUCCGCCAGCCACUAUCCGGACGUGUUUAUGCGCGAGGCACUGGCAAUGCGGUUGGAUCUCAAGGAAAGCAGGGUAGCGGUGUGGUUUCAAAACCGAAGGGCCAAGUGGAGGAAAAAGGAACACACGAAAAAAGGCCCCGGCAGACCCGCGCACAACGCCCAUCCGCAGUCCUGUUCCGGUGAACCGAUCCCGCCAAGCGAACUACGAGCGCGAGAAAAAGCUCGUCGCCGGAAGAAGAUAGCAAAGGCACUCGAGCGACAGGCCCGAAAACUACGUGCCAAGGGCAUCACGGUCGAUCUGGAAGCGCUUAAGGCCGAGUAUCUGUCGCAGCACCGCAACAACUCCGGCAGUGACUCGGAGGAUGACGACGACAACGAUAACGACGACGAGGAUCCUAUCGAUGUGGUCGGUGGAGCGGAAUCGGGCGACGAACCGGAGGAUUGCUCGAUGCAGCGCCGGGAAAGUGUCGAUGGCGAUGCACUAGAUGAUACGGGCAGUGACACCCCGCGCAAUAGCAUAAGGCCCAACCCAUUUAGCAUAGAAUCGCUUCUGUACAACAACACGUGA
Anopheles marshallii is the source of this 1059-nucleotide messenger RNA. RefSeq names its product homeobox protein unc-4-like. The record is from RefSeq and is a predicted model, not a curated record. The transcript is spliced from 4 exons. Gene Ontology annotation, molecular function: sequence-specific double-stranded DNA binding; DNA-binding transcription factor activity, RNA polymerase II-specific. Gene Ontology annotation, biological process: regulation of DNA-templated transcription. NCBI's taxonomy places the organism in Eukaryota, Metazoa, Arthropoda, Insecta, Diptera, Culicidae. The coding region runs from base 1 to 1059 and encodes 352 amino acids.